Molecule: messenger RNA, 1960 nt
Organism: Marmota monax (woodchuck)
Lineage: Eukaryota; Metazoa; Chordata; Mammalia; Rodentia; Sciuridae
Gene: Aplf
Product: aprataxin and PNKP like factor
Exons: 10
Coding region: 164-1687 (507 amino acids)
Biological process (GO): double-strand break repair
Cellular component (GO): nucleus; site of double-strand break
Molecular function (GO): DNA-(apurinic or apyrimidinic site) endonuclease activity; 3'-5' exonuclease activity; protein binding
Source: RefSeq, a predicted model, not a curated record
CUGGGGCCUCUGCCCCUCAAGGAGUGAGCUCUCCCGAGCUGAGUCUUUGCUCCCCCUCCCCCUCUGUUUUCCAGGGGCCUGGGCAUGCCCCGCGCGUGUCUGUGGAAGGCGGAAACGGCUGCAGGGGCCCGUGUUCUUGCGAAGGGACCUAACUAAGCCCGCCAUGUCUGGGGGCUUCGAGCUGCGGCCGCUGGGCGACGGCCCCCGGGUGGCCCUGGCGCCCGGGGAGACGGUGAUCGGUCGCGGGCCGCUGCUGGGAAUAACUGACAAGAGAGUAUCCAGAAGACAUGCCAUUCUUGAGGUAGUGGGUGGUCAGCUUCGAAUCAAACCGAUACACACAAAUCCAUGUUUUUAUCAGUCUUCUGAGAAAAGCCAACCCUUACCAAUGAAGACAAAUCUAUGGCGCUGGUUGAAUCCUGGAGAUAGUUUUUCUUUGUUAGUUGACAAGUACAUUUUUCGUGUUUUUGCUACACAAUCGGAAACAGACAUGGAAUGCACAUUGCGAAAUAGCCAAAUGCUUGAGGAAGAUAAUAUAUUGAAUGAAGCACCAAAAUCUCCUGUGACUAGUUUGCCUGAUAAGACAACUGGCACCUCACAGCUAGAAAGAAGCACAGAACUAGCCAAGACCCAGACUACUACCACUAAUAGUGUGUCUUUCCUAGGUGAAUGUAGAGACUUCAGUAAGCAACAGUCAAACCCUGCCCAGAGGAAAAGAGUUCUUCCAGCUUGGAUGUUAGCAGAGAAUUUAAGUGAUCAAAACCUUUCAGCAUCUGUCAUCAGUGGAGAUAAUAAUAUAAUCCAAGAAUGUGGAAAAGAAGGAAUCUCCAAAGAUAAAACCCAAGUAAACAUGAGCCAGCAAAGAAAGCGAGUAAUUUCAUCAGGAAAUUCAGAAAGUAUAUCAGCAGAAGAUGAUGCAGGAAAAAAGUGCAAAAAUGCUGAUCAAGAAGAGUCUAUCAUUUCAUCCAAGGAAAUGCCAGAAUCAUUUUCUACAGUUACUCUGAGUAGCACAGAUAUAAAUACUCUGAAGACAAAUACACAGAGAAAUGAAAUUCCAGUAGAGGAGCUUGGUAAGGUUUCUGAACAUAAAAUCAUAACUAAAGGAACACCAAAUAAAGACGACAAGGCAGUGAGCUAUUCUGAGAGUUAUUCGAGUGUUCCAGGCAGAUCAUCCUGUGGUGAGUUUCAAGGAUCUCAUCCCGAGUCUACCUCUGAUUCCUUCAGUCCUGAAACUUUGCAUGCAAAAACAAGUGAUUCAGUUCCAGGAGGUUCCGAAGAAAACAGAGUCAAGAGAACAUCCUGCAUGUAUGGGGCAAACUGCUACAGGAAGAAUCCUGUCCAUUUUCAACACUUCAGCCACCCUGGUGAUAGUGAUUAUGGAGGUGUACAAAUCAUAGAUCAAGAUGAAACUGAUUAUCGGCCUGAAUGCCCCUAUGGAGCAUCUUGUUAUAGAAAGAAUCCCCAGCACAAGAUAGAAUAUAGACAUAGUACUCUUACAGAUGAAGAUAAUGAUGAUGUUGGACAACCCAAUGAAUCUGACCUGAAUGACAGCUUUAUAGAUGAUGAGGAAGAAGAAUAUGAGCCAACAGAUGAAGAUUCUGACUGGGAACCAGGGAAGGAAGAUCAAGAGAAGGAAGACGUGGAAGAGCUUUUGAAGGAAGCAAAAAAGUUUAUGAAAAGAAAAAAAUAACUCUUUUCUGCAAUAAUAUAAGACUCAAUUUCAGGAAGUAAGGAGGUACUAGAGUAAUCAUUAUUUUCUUUCUUUUGAUAGCUACAACUUUUGCUAUUGACUUUGUGCAAGUAAAAUAUUGAAAUGUCAGCCAUUAAGGUAGUAGGUGGAAUUUAUUUUGUUGCCUUACUUAAGCACUUACUAGUAGAAAGCAGAUAGAGGUUAAAGAGGAAUCAUAUUUUCCCUGUACUUUGUAUAUUGAUAAUAAAAAGUAAAAGCCUUGGUUGUACAAAA